AUGGCAAAAAGUGACAAUGAAAUAUUUGACUAUUUUGGAAAUGAAACAAAAAAUGAGGAUAUCAUACAGGCGGAUGAUUCAAUUGAAAUGAAAUGCUAUGAAUCCGACAAUUUUCAGACGUAUUUACAGGUAGACGAUUUAUUGUUGGCAGCGAGUGUUGCAGCGACCAUUUUCAAUGUUUUGGUAAUUUUUUGUGCGAUAAAAUUAUUUCGACGAAGUGGCGAUACGAUGCAUUUAUUUAUAAUUAGUAUGACUGUUGGUGAUUUAUUACUUACAGUAUUUUGUCAUCCAAACGAAUUUCUAAUUCGUAAACAUGAAUUCCUGCGACAUGUGCGCCUUUGUGCAGUAACUCAUUUUUGCAACUGGUUAGGCUUAGCUGUAUCAGGCCUAUCAUUGACAAUGCUAAAUCUUGAUAAGCUCAUCUAUUUUCAAUGGCCAUUAAGCUACGAUCGUACAAUGUCGAAAAAAAGAGCAUUUAUUUUAUGCGCUUUCAUUUGGAGCAUCUCAGUUGGAUAUAUGACCUGGAUUUGGGUGUUCAAUGUUGUUUACAUCGGCAAAAAUUGCAAUUUACAAAUGACCAGUGAUCAAAUGUAUUUUUACGAUAUAUUUAUGGUAACUUAUUGUGUAUUGCCAGUGACCUCAUCUUUAAUCGUCAGUGGUUAUUUAUAUCAACUUACACGUGAAAAACGUCAUACUGGAAUUUGUAUUGGACAGUCGCAGAAAUUUAAAAACAAGAUGAAAUCACUGGUGUUUAUUUUCGCUACAACAGCAUGGACAUCAUUCAGCUUAUUACCGUAUCGCAUUUUCAACAUUUGUCGAAUGCACCUAUUCGAGUGGAAUAGUUUGGAUUGUGAUACACAGUCUAAAAUGAAUUGGCUUGCUUACGUGCUACUCUAUCUGCUUUUCCUUAACCCGAUAAUCAAUCCUUUGAUAACCUCACUAAUAUAUGCACCGUAUCGAAUAACAUUGAAGCGAUUUUUAUUCAGCAUUCCUAACCGAAAUCGUCCAUUGUAUAGCUAUCGCGAUAAUCAAACUGAUUUAAGCUAUACAAGCGCUUUUAACAAACGAUCACGAGGAUAUCGUGACUCCGAGAUAACCUUGGAUCAUGAAAUGAUAAACUUAAAUGAAACAACACAAACUGGAAUAAAUGUCAAUACACCUAGUGAAGGUUCAUAA
Molecule: messenger RNA, 1176 nt
Organism: Acanthocheilonema viteae
Lineage: Eukaryota; Metazoa; Nematoda; Chromadorea; Rhabditida; Onchocercidae
Source: the annotation of a GenBank genome assembly